UCUCACGUCGUCCACACUCUUACACUCACCUUAUCCAGAGCAGAACUAAAAAUACUCCUCUCUCCAUCUCUUUCCCCUGUCUGCAAAUCCCUCCUCCUUACAAACAGCAAUUGGCUUGACAGGCUCUGCAGACAUGGCGACAACAACGGCGGUUAUGUCUUCAGCGAGUCCAAGAGCAGCCAUGGUGAAUACCUUCACACAAACUAAGAAGAAAACAGACAUGAAGAUCUCUUACAUAAGAGGAAUAAACUCUUACGGUGGUCUGAAAGCACAGAACAAGGCUGUCUCCAUGGGAAUGCCAAUGUCUACCGAGCAAUGUUUCGCCAAUGUUGUUACGGCACUGAAGGGAAGAAGAGGAGGCAAUGGUUCUCUUUCUUCGACUUGUAAUGCGGUUGGAGAGAUUUUCAGGAUAGCGGCUAUCAUGAACGGUCUUGUUCUUGUUGGUGUUGCGGUUGGAUUCGUUCUUCUACGUAUCGAAGCAUCUGUUGAGGAAGCCGAGUAAAUAAUACAUAUGCGCCUUUACAUAUUGUGUUCAAUCGAGCUGUCAAGACUCGGGUUCAUUUCACAUUUUUAUGCAAUGUAGCAUUUUCGUUCCUUCUCUUGAUAAUCUCUUCCUUAGCAUAUUGCGUGUGUCUAUUGAUCUA
Molecule: messenger RNA, 644 nt
Organism: Tarenaya hassleriana
Lineage: Eukaryota; Viridiplantae; Streptophyta; Magnoliopsida; Brassicales; Cleomaceae
Exons: 2
Coding region: 134-502 (122 amino acids)
Cellular component (GO): cytochrome b6f complex
Source: RefSeq, a predicted model, not a curated record